Arabis nemorensis is the source of this 786-nucleotide messenger RNA. The record is from the annotation of a GenBank genome assembly. Lineage: Eukaryota; Viridiplantae; Streptophyta; Magnoliopsida; Brassicales; Brassicaceae.
AUGGCCGGCCGAGAACGUUAUCUUCCGUCUCCGGCAGUCUCAUCUUCUUCUCCGAGAAUUACAGAAUCUCAGUUGAUCGAAUCCGAUAGGAAUCGGACUCGAUCUGUAAUCUUCGAGGAUCGAAUCGCCAUCCAGCAUCGUGAAAUCCAAUCACUUCUCACGGAUAACCAGCGGCUAGCUGUGGCACACAUUGGACUCAAAGAUCAGCUCAAUUUGGCUAAGCGUGAGCUCGCACUGCUGCUUGAAACCGCCGCAAAAGUUAAGGCGGAGAGAGAAGCUAAGGUGAGAGAGGUUUACCAGAAUGCGCUUAGAAUGGAGGCGCAGGCUCGUGUGAUCGAUGGGCUUGGAGCGGAGCUUGAUCGUGUUAGGUCUGAUGUACAGAAGCUAUCUGACGAUAGACAGGAGCAAGCGACGGAGCUUGCGAUGCUUAAUGGCGAAUUGGCUAAAGCCAAACCGAAUUCGGAUCGAGCCAAGGAGGUUAAGGCGGAGAUUGAGCCUCUGAGAGAAGAAGUUCGUAAAGGAAGGGCUGCUCUUGAGCUUGAGAUUAAGACACGAGCAAGUAACCUUCAUCAUGAGCGUGGUAUGGAAAAGACCAUUGAUCACCUUAAUCGGGAAAUUGUGAAGCUCCGGGAAGAAUUGGUUAAUGUGCAGACCAAAGCUAAAGCAGCGGAGGCAGCUCCAAACUCAAGCCCUGGAUUGGUUGCAAGUUAUGGAAACUCUGAUGAUAUUUAUGGAGGCCAAGGUCACCAAUACCAUGAAGCUAACGGUUCUCACCCAACAAGCUAG